GUAAACAUUGCCGUGCCGGAGCACUACCACAUUGGAGGCAUCGUGACUUUACCACGUGAUAUUAAUACAAAAAAAUGUAAUUUCGGCUUCUGAGUCAAAAAUUACUCAAUUAGUUUAGUUAAGAAUGGAGUCUCCAUUUUCCUAGCAGCUGCUUCACCUCUAAAUCGUCUCCUAUUUCCCCAAAAAUGGGCGAUAGCAACUUGAACCACCGUCAGUGCAAAGAUUCUCCUCACGCAUAUCUGGAGAAUCAGUGGAAACUAGUGCCAUCAUUCCUGAAGGUAAAAGGACUUGUGAAGCAGCACAUUGACUCCUUCAAUUAUUUCAUCAAUGUUGAAAUCAAGAAAAUCGUCAAAUCAAACGAGACUAUUUUGAGUGAUGUCGAUCCUUUGUUUUAUCUCAAGUACAAAGACAUUUAUGUCGGAAAACCAGAGAUCGAGGAAGGCUUUAACAUCAUCCGUUCCACAACACCCCACGAGUGUCGGAUACGAGAUCUCACUUACUCAGCGCCUAUCACUGUUGACAUCGAAUAUACCCGAGGAAACACUAGAAUCUUGCGGAACAAUUUACUAAUUGGAAGAAUGCCAAUAAUGCUGAGAAGUUCAAACUGUGUCCUCACAGGAAAAACCGAAUUCGAACUCUCAAAAAUGAACGAAUGUCCACAUGAUCCUGGCGGUUAUUUUGUCGUUCGUGGAACAGAAAAGGUUAUCUUGAUUCAAGAGCAAAUUACCCAGAAUCGAAUCCUGGUGGAAAAAGAUCGCAAAGGUGGCGUCAUGUGUCAAGUCACAAGUAGCACUCAUGAUAAGAAAUCUCGAACCACAGUCAUCAUGAAAAGAAAUAAAUAUUAUGUCGGUCAUAACGCACUGCAAGAUGAUAUUCCAAUAAUGGUAGUCUUCAAAGCAAUGGGUUUUGAAAGCGACCAGUUGAUUGUCCAAAUGAUAGGAUCCGAACCGCUAAUCAUGUCUCGCCUUCUGCAUUCUUUGGUUGAGUGCGAAGAUGUUUGUACCCAAUUACAAGCUUUAAAUUUUAUCGGGAAGAAAAUGAGACAGAAACGGUUUUUUUCGGCUGGCAGCAAACCGAAGUCCCCAGUUGACGAUGCCCGUGACCUUCUUGCAACCACUGUUCUAGCUCAUGUACCUGUAGAAAAUUUCAACUUCAAAGGAAAAGCAAUGUAUCUAGCUCUGAUGAUUCGGCGCGUUAUUCAAGCCCAAGAUGAUCCGGAAAUGUUGGACGAUCGAGAUUACUACGGAAACAAGAGGCUAGAGUUGGCAGGUUCAUUGCUUGCACUCAUGUUUGAAGAUGCUUUCAAGCGAUUCAAUAGUGAGUUGAAAACAAUUGCUGACAAAAUCAUUCCCAAAAUAAAAGCCGCUCAGUUUGAUGUUGUCAAACACAUGCGUCAAGAUCUGAUUACAAACCAACUUACUCUUGCUAUUUUGACCGGUAACUGGACCAUCAGGAGGUUCAAAAUGGAAAGGCAUGGUGUGACUCAAGUUCUGUCAAGACUGUCAUAUAUAUCAGCUUUGGGAAUGAUGACUCGAGUCAACUCUCAAUUUGAGAAAACUCGAAAAGUGUCUGGACCUAGAUCGCUUCAGCCCUCUCAGUGGGGCAUGCUUUGUCCGUCUGAUACGCCUGAAGGAGAGGCUUGCGGUCUUGUAAAGAACCUUGCUUUGAUGACGCACAUUACAACUGAAUCCGAGGAAGGCCCCCUUGCACAGAUCGCUCACAAUAUAGGGGUAGAAAGUAUCAGUUUGAUAAGUGGGGAUGAAGUUUACAAACCCGGUGUCUUCAUUGUAUUUUUAAAUGGUAACUUAUUAGGAAUAACUGUGAAUCACGAGCGGCUAGUGAAUAUUUUAAGGAUGCUGAGAAGAUGUGGACGUAUAUCUGAAUUUGUUUCCUUGUAUGUGCACCAUAGGCAUCACUGCGUCUAUAUCAGUUGUGAUGGAGGCAGACUUUGCAGACCAUAUAUCAUUGUAGAAGAUGGGAGACCUCUAGUCACUGCGGAACAUCUUAAUGAGCUAGAUCAGGGUAUCAGAAGGUUUCAGGAUUUCCUAAAUGACGGUCUAAUUGAGUUUCUGGAUGUAAAUGAAGAAAACAACAGCAUGAUAGCCCUAGAUGAGAAAAACAUUACAAUAAAUACAACUCACAUGGAAAUAGCUUCUUUUACUUUAUUGGGGGUCUGCGCUGGUCUCAUACCGUUCCCUCAUCACAAUCAGAGUCCCAGAAAUACGUAUCAGUGUGCUAUGGGUAAACAAGCAAUGGGUGCCGUUUCCUACAAUCAGUUGAACCGAAUUGACACGCUUUUGUACAAUCUAGUUUACCCUCAGACACCGAUGGUGAAAACACGGACCAUUGAACUUAUCAACUAUGAUAAAUUGCCUGCUGGUCAAAAUGCAACCGUCGCAGUUAUGAGUUACUCAGGCUAUGACAUUGAAGAUGCCAUCAUCAUGAACAAAGCAUCUUUAGAUCGUGGAUUUGGGCGGUGCUUAGUUUACAGGAAUGCUAAAUGCUCUCUAAAACACUAUCCCAACCAAACUUUCGAUAGAAUAUUAGGACCCCUAAUGGAUGCUGAAACCAAAAAACCUCCGUACAAACAUGAAAUCCUCGAUGGUGAUGGUAUUGCAGCAAUAGGUCAACAGGUCAAAGAACGCCAGAUCUUAGUAAACAAAUCAAUGCCUCUGUUGAAUAUUGCAAGUCCAGGAACACCUCAGGCAACGUUACCUGAAUACAAGGAGGUCCCAGUCUCCUAUCGAACAUCCGCUCCUAGUUAUGUUGAAAAAGUCAUGGUAUCCUCAAAUCAUGAUGAUGCUUUCCUAAUUAAACUUUCACUACGACAAACCAGGAGACCUGAAGUUGGUGAUAAAUUCAGCAGUCGUCAUGGACAGAAGGGUGUUGUAGGUUUAAUAGUUGAACAAGAAGAUAUGCCAUUCAAUGAUCAAGGUAUUUGUCCGGAUAUGAUUAUGAAUCCUCAUGGGUUUCCAUCCAGAAUGACUGUCGGCAAGUUAAUAGAACUUCUAGCUGGGAAAGCUGGUCUCAUGACCGGAACGUAUAAGUACGGCACAGCUUUCGGUGGUGCCAAAGUAGAAGAUAUAUGUGAUGAAUUAAUGGCGAACGGCUUCAACUAUCUUGGAAAAGAUGUUUUCUACUCAGGUAUUACGGGCGAGCCACUCCAAGCAUAUAUUUAUUCAGGACCGAUUUAUUAUCAAAAACUGAAGCACAUGGUGCAGGAUAAAAUGCACGCAAGAUCUCGUGGUCCUCGCGUUGUACUGACAAGACAGCCAACAGAAGGUCGCAGCAAAGAUGGAGGACUACGUCUUGGUGAAAUGGAGAGAGACUGUCUUAUCAGUUAUGGUGCAAGUAUGAUGCUCCUGGAAAGACUGAUGAUUUCUAGUGAUGUCUUUGAUGUGGAUGUAUGCGGAUCUUGUGGCAGAUUGGCCUACUCAGGAUGGUGUCAUGGCUGCCAGAGCAGCGCUUCAGUGUCCCACAUCAAACUUCCCUAUUCCUGCAAACUACUAUUUCAAGAGCUCCAAUCAAUGAACAUCGUGCCAAAACUCACCUUGAAAAACUAUUGUGAUUAAUUAUUUUAAGCUUAGGUAUUUUAAUUGUCUAUUUUUUAUGAUGUUGGCCUUGUUUACCCUCUGGUAGAGUAAAGUGAAUUUUUUUGUUAA
Bemisia tabaci is the source of this 3662-nucleotide messenger RNA. It is a transcript of the gene Polr3B, whose product is annotated as RNA polymerase III subunit RpIII128. NCBI's taxonomy places the organism in Eukaryota, Metazoa, Arthropoda, Insecta, Hemiptera, Aleyrodidae. The record is from RefSeq and is a predicted model, not a curated record. Gene Ontology annotation, molecular function: ribonucleoside binding; DNA-directed RNA polymerase activity; DNA binding. Gene Ontology annotation, biological process: DNA-templated transcription.